AUUUGAAGGAGUCAAAAAUAUCACAAUUGUAAUGUUUUCACCUGUCAUGUCUGAGUAAUAAUGUGGUCUUAAAUUCUUUGUUCAGUCGCAUUGUACCACACUUGUUAAUUGAAGACAGGAGAGAUUCAAAUAGGAAGCCAUGAAGCCUGUUAUAGUAUUUCUUUUUUCGAUACUGAUUGUUGUGGAUUCUGUGUGGCAGAAACCUGGAUUUUGUGGAACAUACGAAUGCCCAGAGUAUACUCUGGACGAACAAGGAAAGGGAUAUGAGAAACGCUUUUAUGCCACUGCAACAUGGGUCACAACUUCUGCGGCUGGCAGUUACAAAAAUGCAACCACAACGACAUUUUCUAAACUGCAAAAUUAUUUAAAACAGUUAAAUAUAGAAGCGAUGUCAAUACCGUAUGUAACUAUGAUGUUCCCAACAGUUGGACUGAAUGUAGUUCAGAAUUUCACCCAGUUUUUCUUCAUAAAACCAUCUCUAAGACCACCUCCUGAACCCACCGACAGCAGUAUCACGAUAAAAGAGGUUCCACCGAAGCAUUUAUUUAUUCGGACAGUUCCGGGACAUGUAAGUACAACAGCAGAUUGGGUUAAGCAGGCAAACCUAUUGGCAGGUGCAAUUAACGACACUUCAAAGUACUACAGUACAUUUUUCUUUACCGCAGAAUACAGCAUUCCGUCAGAAAGUGGCAAGCGUUAUAGUGAAGUGUGGUUCUAUGCAAUGCAUUGAUGAUAACAACAUUUGUUUUGUUUACAUAUGAUGCUUCUCAUAAAACGCGAAUAAAGAAAUUGAUCUCAGCCUGUGUGAAAAAUUAAAUGUGAUAAACAGUUUUUGAAUAUUA
This is a messenger RNA of Mytilus californianus (California mussel), 842 nucleotides long. Its product is annotated as heme-binding protein 2-like. NCBI's taxonomy places the organism in Eukaryota, Metazoa, Mollusca, Bivalvia, Mytilida, Mytilidae. The transcript has 5 exons. The record is from RefSeq and is a predicted model, not a curated record. The coding region runs from base 140 to 730 and encodes 196 amino acids.